AUGAAGGCUAUUAAACUCUUAUCUUUUCUUGUUUUCUUUAGCUACAUUAAAUGUCAAACUCUUCAGACAAGUUUACUACAUGCAGUCAUGCAGAAUAUUAAGAGCCAGAAUUAUCUGAAGGAGAACUUAAGAGACAUCACUAGCAUUAUGGUUGCUCAGUUUCUUCAGAAAUCGACUUAUGAAGAAGUGCAAACUAUAGUUACAGAGUUGUUAGAUACUGUAGAACAGUGCAAGAGUCUUAAAUCACCCGAGUCACCUUUAGAAUGUGCUCACCAAUUGAUGACUACCUUCCUGGAGUAUAUUUGCAGCAACCAAGGAAUGGUGGAGAAACACAUGUUUACAGACUGUUGUACUACAAACAACACAGAAAGACUCGAGUGCUUCCUAUCCUAUAAAAAAGAUGACAUGGAUUAUAGGGAAAUAUUCCAAAUUCCAAAGCCUGAACAGAUCUGUGAAAUGGACAAAGAGAAUCAAAUGUCCAUGAAGGCAUGGUAUGGUUAUGAAAUUUCUAGAAGGCAUCCAUUCUUAUAUGGACCCACUAUCCUGACCAUGUCUGCUUGCUAUGAGACAGCUGUUCAGACAUGUUGUCAAGAAGAAAAUAAAACUGAAUGCCUGCAGAUAAAGCUAGAUCCCAUCAGAAAAUACAUUAAAGAGAUAUCUUUGAGACAUCAUCAUUUAUGUGAUAUCGGGAUUAAAUUCAACCACAAUGUAGCAAAAGCAGUAGAAUUGGUUCUACUUACUAAAAAGCAACCUAAAGCUAAUUUUUCUGAAAUUGCCAAACUUACCACAGAUAUUAAAAAUCUGCACAAGAUUUGUUGUGAGGGAAAUGCAGUGGCAUGUACACUGGGCAGGAGCCAGCUUAUGAACUAUACCUGCUCUAAACAGGUUACCCUAUCCAGCAAGACUACUCAGUGCUGUGAACAACCAGAGCCAUUCCGAGGGGAAUGCAUAAUCAACUUGGAAAAUGAUGACAAACCCAACCUUUCACCUCUGCCCCUCAGAAGGUUUACAGAAGACCAAUCUGUGUGCAAACAAUUCACUGGCAAGCAAGACAGCUUUCUAGAAGAGUUUCUCUAUGAAUAUUCAAGAAGACACUCAGAGUUGGCAGUUCCAGUGAUUUUAAGAGUGGAUACAAUAUACAGAAAUUUACUGGGGAAAUGCUGUACAUUAGAAAACCCUUGGGAAUGCUAUAGCCGUGGGAAUGAGAUGUUCCAAAGAGUGGUACGUGAAAGCCGUGACCGUGUAAAAAAUCACUGUGGUUUACAUGAGAAAUUAGGAGCUAGCAACUUUCAUGACAGGCUCAUAGUUCUUUACACUAAGAAAGCCCCACAACUCUCAGUUCAAGAGCUGGUUGUGUUCACAAAGAAGAUGGCAGAUGCUGCCACCAAAUGCUGUCCACUGAGAGAAGAGCAACAGUUUAUAUGUGUUGAGGACUCGGCAAAGCUAAUUCUUGGAGCUUUGUGCAGAAGACAUGAGGCUGAGCCCAUCAAUGCUGGUGUGGGGCACUGCUGUGACCACUCCUAUGCCUUCAGGAAGCCAUGCUUUGAUGAUCUGCAAGUGGAUGGUGCUUACCUUUCUCCAUCUUUAUCUUGUGACCAAGUCAUCAACCUUAAAGAAGACUUGUGCAAAGCUCAGGAGGAGGAACUCCAAAUUGCAAAGCAAAAGCUCCUCAGCAGCCUUGUGAAGCAGAACCCAUAUGCGACAGAGAUGCAGUUCCAAUCAAUCAUUGUGGAUUUUUUGCACCUGAUAGGAAUGUGCUGCCAUGCAGAGAAAAGUGAAAAGUGUCUUCAAGAAGAGUUUCUGAGGAUCAGGAAUCCAGGAGAGGCUGUACUGGAUUUUCUGGCUCAGGGUUUCUCACAAAGCUUUGGUCAAGAAUUAGACAGGGGGCUGGUGGCGUGGUUCAAGUGGUAG
This is a messenger RNA of Castor canadensis (American beaver), 1911 nucleotides long. Lineage: Eukaryota; Metazoa; Chordata; Mammalia; Rodentia; Castoridae. The record is from RefSeq and is a predicted model, not a curated record.